UCUAUUAAAAUAUAUAGCAAUAAUAUUUGGGAGGGCAAGGAAAGGAAAGGAAGCAAGGCCGCUCCCCUAGAAAAACGCCUAACCGGAAAGAGGGCGGAUUUCCGAAUCCUACCAAGAAGUAGAACCUAACAAGCAGUAAGGUAAGUGAGUCUAGGAGCAGGUGCUGGAAUUCCAACCAUGGAAGUUAGCAACGCUCUAAAACGAAAGCGAUACGACGACGACAAUUACAUGGAGGCGGAGGUGGACCUUUCCCUCCUGGAAGCCGUCGAGAAAUCCCAAAACACCGUCGAAUUACUUGACCUCCGCACCCUCAAGAAGCUAGUCCUUUCCUUCGAGCGCCGCUUAAAGGAGAACAUCGAGGCCCGGCUCAAGUACCCGGACCAACCGGAGCGGUUCGCCGACUCGGAAGUGGAACUGCACGAGGAGCUAGAGAAGCUAAAGAUUCUUGCUGGAGCCCCUGAGCUGUACCCUGAGCUGGUCAAUCUCAACGCCAUCCCUUCCAUUCUCAACCUCUUGUCCCAUGACAACACCGACAUUGCCAUCGACGUUGUGCAUUUGUUAGAGGACUUGACGGACGAGGAUGUUCUGGAGGACAACGACGAGCCUGCCAGGAUUCUGGUGGAUUCUCUUAUUGAGAACAAUGUGUUGGAGCUGUUGGUCCAGAAUCUGCAACGCCUAUCGGACAAGGACCCUGAUGAGAUGAGUGCUAUUUACAACACCCUGGCCAGCAUUGAAAACAUGAUAGAGGUGAAGCCUACAGUGGCUGAGUUGGUCUGCGAGAGGACCAAGUUGUUGAGAUGGUUGUUGGGGAAGAUCAAAGUGAGGGAAUUCGAUAGUAACAAGCAGUACGCUUCGGAGAUAUUGGCCAUAUUGCUUCAGAACAGCACUGCCAAUCAGAAGAGAUUGGGGCAAAUGAACGGCGUGGAUGUGGUUUUGCAGGCCGUGGCUAUGUACAAAUCAAAGGACCCCAAGACAUCAGAUGAAGAGGAAAUGCUAGAGAAUUUGUUUGAUUGUUUGUGUUGUUUAUUGAUGCCAUUGGAGAACAAGGAGAGGUUCGUUAAGGCCGAAGGAGUGGAGUUGAUGAUCAUUAUUAUGAAGCAGAAGAAAUCUGCUUAUGCCUCUGCCAUCAGGGCACUUGAUUUUUCCAUGACCAAGUAUCCCCCUGCUUGCGAGCGAUUUGUGGAUGUUCUGGGAUUGAAGACCGCCUUCGCUGCUUUCAUGGGUAAGAUUCCUAUAAGUAAGAAGAACAAGAAGGAAAGGUACCAAGAGGAGUUGGAAGAGCGCCUGGUAUCACUAAUUGCAUCAUUGUUUGGUGGAAUUUUGAGAGGUUCCAGAAGGGAAAGGUUGUUAAGUAAAUUUGUUGAGAAUGAAUGUGAGAAGAUAGACCGCCUUAUGGAACUAUAUAUAAGAUAUUCCGACAGAGUUACAGCAGAGACACAACGACUGGAGCAACUGGAACUUGAUGAUUUGGAGAUGGAUGAAGAGGAAAAGUACAAUAGGAAACUUGAAUCUGGACUUUACACUCUUCAGUUGAUUGCUGUUAUUCUGGGUCAUCUUUGGUGUUCUGAACACCCUCAAAUGAGGGCAAGAAUUGAAUUACUGCUCAAGCAGCAGAAACUUACUAAGAAUGAUAUCAAGAAUAUACUUCAGGAAUAUCAUGACAAUAUCGGUGACCUAGAUGGAGCCGAAGAGAAGGAACAAGCACAAACAAGGAUCCAGAAGAUCAUUUCAUCCUUCUGAUUGUCAUCUGCUGAUUUUGUACCAUCAUAUCUUUUGAAGGAUGCCAUGUGAGUUUAGCAUUGUGAAUUUUUUGAGCUAAAAUUAAUGGUAAUGCUUAUACAAUUAAUUAGCUUUCUCCAGGAUGCUCCUAGGAAAACACUAGACUGAUUGUGGUCACCGGAAGUGUUCUAGGGAACUUUCUGAUUGAGACAAAGGCAAUAUCCAAGCUUGUUA
Molecule: messenger RNA, 1953 nt
Organism: Gossypium raimondii (Peruvian cotton)
Lineage: Eukaryota; Viridiplantae; Streptophyta; Magnoliopsida; Malvales; Malvaceae
Exons: 8
Coding region: 178-1740 (520 amino acids)
Cellular component (GO): spliceosomal complex
Source: RefSeq, a predicted model, not a curated record